AUGGCGAACCGCUAUGAGGAAAAUCAGUUUCUCAGAGCCAUAGGAGUAUCUUCAAAUGAUCUGCUAAACAAAUCUAGAAGUCCAGUUCGAAGACGUAAUAAGAAGAUCAGUUACAAUAAUUUGUGUCGAAUAGUUCGUAGAGAAAUGUUAAGUAGACCGAUAUGUAGGAAAUUGCGACCAUGGCCAGAUCCAGAACUAGAGGGCCCUUUUGUGAUUUCUCCUGCCGCUCUUAAAGCCAAAAUUACAGAUAGAUUAGAAUAUUUAUCGUGGCCUAAAAUAGAAAAUGAAUAUUGGGAAAGCUAUUAUUUUCCAACUACGUCAUCGAGAAACUAUAAAAAGAAAAUAAAAAUAAUUAGUGAUAGAUUAAUUGAACUAUCCCAGCCAAAACCAUUCAAAGAUGAUAUAAAAGAAAAAAUUGUAAGAAAACGUUUUAAAAAUGAAAUUGAAUGGCUCAAUUAUAUGGAAAAACUUAAAAUAUUUGGUGCAGCCAGACGACCACCGCCAAGCCCACUACCACCAAAAAGAAUCAAAAAACCAUUAGAAACAAUUAUGACGUAUCUAGAGCCGUUAUCUAAACCCGCAAAUCGUCCCCCGAACACCAAUGAAAAGACAAUUGAAGAAUUAUACACGAUUAAAAGUUCAGCUCUAAAAUACAAUGCCAGUGAUAGAACUAAACAUUUAGCUGUUGCUAAGCAAUUAAAUGAACAGACUUUGAUGGAUUUAAAUUACAAUCCACGAGAUAGACUCGUUAAUGCGAAAAAAUACAUUGCUUCAGAUAGGAUCAAAGAAUUGUCGACACCAAAAGUUAGAGAAACGCCAAAAACUGUUGAAGUUAAAACAAACGCAUUUUCAGUCAACCCAAAUGCUUUAAAAGCGUGGUGUUCUCCGAGAAUAAAACGAUUGGCCAGACCUAUCAUAAGAGAUUAA
Molecule: messenger RNA, 927 nt
Organism: Rhopalosiphum maidis (corn leaf aphid)
Lineage: Eukaryota; Metazoa; Arthropoda; Insecta; Hemiptera; Aphididae
Product: testicular haploid expressed gene protein-like
Exons: 7
Coding region: 1-927 (308 amino acids)
Source: RefSeq, a predicted model, not a curated record